AUGGAUGAUAGAGUAAGAUUAAAAGUGUAUUACCAUGGCCAAAUUUUAUUACAAACAUCAGAAGGAGUAAAGUUUGUGUGUGAAAAUCCGUUGGAUAUUAUUAUUCCGUUCACACUUUCAUUUGAAGAAUUAAAAGGUGUCAUUUCUGAGAAGAUAGAUUCUCAAAUAUCUAGCAGAGUGUCGUGUGUUCUGUACAGAUAUCCUGUACCUGUCUUUGGUGGGUUCGUGCAAUUUCAAACGAAAUACGUGACCGACGAAGAGAGCAUGCAAGAAAUGUUUUCAGUGUAUCUUGCAAGUCGGUCGCGAAUAUCGUUCAUCGAACUGUAUGUCGAGUUCGAGCAAUCUGCAGUGGACCGAGACAUUGAAUUGGAAGAUUACAACAGUGAUAGUGAAGAAGAGUUCGAAAGUAACUACGAGGUUGUUGAUCCGGGUGUAGACGAAGAUCAAGCUGACGAGGCUAUGGUGGCAGAUGUGUCGGAUGUAGCAAAUGCACUAGCAAACCAGCAGCCUUUUGUGGAGCCGAGUUUCAUGCGGUCGUUGGAUUUGGAGGCUAUGCAUGAGCCGGAGUUUCCUCAAUAUGUAAAUGCAGCAGAGCUUCCCCUUAUGCCUGAUGGCGAAUUUACUGUGGGAAUAGAGUUCAGUUCUAGGGAGGCAGUAAUUAAGGCGAUGAAAGAUUAUACAAUCCGCAGAGGUGUAGAUUAUCGGGUGUAUGAGUCAGAACCGACGACAUUCUAUGCUAAAUGCACCCAGGCCACCAUUUCUCAAGAUCAUUCGAAGCUGGAUUCCAACACAGUUGCAGAAGCAAUAAAGCCAUUGGUAGAAGUUGACCCGUCUAUAAGGGUGAAAUCAGUGAUUGCGGAAGUACAUGCAAAGUUUAACUACACCAUAAGUUAUCGCAAAGCAUGGUUGGCAAAACAGAAGGCAAUGGAGUCAAUUUUCGGUAGGUGGGAAGCUUCGUACGAAGCUUUGCCGAUAUGGUUUGAGGCUAUGUGUCACAAGGAGCCAUCCGCAGUCGUUCAUUUUGAAACGAUGCCUGCGUAUCAGGGAGAUGACUUGGUUCCUAAUAUUCGUGUACUACACCGAGUCUUAUGGAGUUAUUACCCUUGUAUUAGAGCAUUCAGACAUUGCAAGCCAAUAGUGCAAGUAGACGGAACUCAUUUGUAUGGAAAGUACAAGGGUUGUUUGUUGGUUGCAGUCUCACAGGAUGGCAACAACAACAUCGUGCCGAUUGCAUUUGCGAUAGUUGAGGGAGAGACAUCUGAGGCUUGGCACUUUUUUCUGAGUAACCUGAGACAGCAUGUUGUGACACGUGAUGGUGUCGGCCUUAUCUCCGAUCGGCACGAUUCCAUUAGAGCUGCUAUUGCUCGCAGUAAUGGAGCUUGGUCUCCUCCAAGAGCAUUCCACAUGUUCUGUAUCAGACACAUAGAGUCCAACUUUCUCAGGAAAUUCAAGGCUCCGUAUCUGCAGAAACUAUUCGUCAACAUCGGAUACUCGCGAACAGUUCGCGAGUACGAGACACGGUAUCAGCGUUUACGCGAGCGGGGUGAGGCUUAUACCAACUGGUUGGAUCGGAUUCCGCGUGAGCAGUAUGCGUUAGCGUUUGAUGGGGGAUAUCGAUGGGGUCACAUGACAACCAAUCUAGUGGAAUGCAUCAACUCGGUUCUGAAAGGGGCUCGCAAUCUUCCAGUCACGGCACUUGUUAAGGCAACGUUUUACAGGCUUAAUGAGUUGUUCACCCGGAAAAGAGUAGAGGCCGAGGCUCGAAUUAACGCAGGACAUGUGUUCUCUGAGCUUGUAACCUCCAAACUGCAUGCGAAUCAGCGGGCAGCGGGUAACAUCCAAGUUAGUUGCUUUGACCGACAGAACGAGGUAUUCGAAGUGCGUGAGUGUCCCAGUGGUGUGGAGUAUGCAGUGGACCUCCGUCGUCAACGGUGUGACUGUGGUGAAUUCCAAGUGGACCGGGUUCCGUGUCGACAUGUGUUUGCUUGUUGUGCAAACCAACGGCUGGAUUGGCAACUGUAUGUGCAUGAUGUCUACAAGAUGGACCAGGUUCGACGAGUGUAUAGGGCUAGGUUUAGGCCCCUCGGGAAUCCCACAACAUGA
Molecule: messenger RNA, 2103 nt
Organism: Arachis stenosperma
Lineage: Eukaryota; Viridiplantae; Streptophyta; Magnoliopsida; Fabales; Fabaceae
Exons: 4
Coding region: 1-2103 (700 amino acids)
Molecular function (GO): zinc ion binding
Source: RefSeq, a predicted model, not a curated record